AUGUCCAACGUCAUCGUCGUUGUAGGAGCUGGCGUGAGCGGCCUGACGUCGGCGCUGCUGCUCUCGAGGAGCAAGAGAAACACCAUCACCGUCCUUGCCAAGCACAUGCCCGGCGACUAUCACAUCGAAUAUGCAUCGCCGUGGGCCGGUGCCAACGUGUUGCCGAUGGCCGACGACGAGAACAGCCGAUAUGAGCGGCGGACCUGGCCCGAGCUGAAGCGCCUGGCCGAGCAGGCCCCCGAGGCUGGCAUUCACUUUCAGAGGAGUCGCGUCUUUAGACGUCAAAAAGACCUGGUGAACCCGGCCGGCCUCAAGGACGCCCUCUUCGACAUGGGCCCCUGGUACCAGUCGCUGCUGCCCGACUUUCGCGAGCUGGGCCCCGACGAGCUGCUGCCGGGCCACGAAUCGGGCUGCGAGUUCACCAGCGUGUGCAUCAACACGGCCACCUACCUGCAGUGGCUGCUCGGCCAGUGCCUCAAGGCCGGCGUCGUCGUCAAGCGAGCCGUGUUGUCGGACAUUGCCGAGGCCAAGGUCAUGAGCCACACGGGCUCGGCCGCGUCCAUCGUCGUCAACGCCACGGGCCUGGGGUCCCUCAAGCUCGGCGGCGUGCGGGACACGACCAUGACGCCGGCGAGGGGCCAGACGGUGCUGGUGCGCAACGAGUGCGGCCCCAUGCUGACCACGUCGGGCACCGACGACGGCGACCUCGAGACGCUUUACAUGAUGCAGCGGGCGGGCGGCGGCGGCACCAUCAUCGGCGGCACCUUUGACUUGGGCAACUGGGACUCGGACCCGGACCCCAACGUCGCCAUGCGCAUCAUGAAGCGCGCCGUCGAGGCCUGCCCGGACCUGACGGGCGGCAAGGGCACAGAUGCCCUGAGCAUCGUCCGCCACGGCGUCGGGCUGCGUCCGUACCGCAGAGACGGCGUGCGGCUCGAGGCGGACAAGACGAGCGACGGCACGUGGAUUGUCCACAACUACGGCCAUGCGGGCUGGGGAUAUCAGGCGUCGUAUGGCUGUGCCGAGAGGGUCGUCGAGCUGGUCAAUCAGAUUCGCAAGGACAAUGGCGAGGAUGUGGUCAGUGAGCCCAAGCUCUGA
Hirsutella rhossiliensis is the source of this 1098-nucleotide messenger RNA. RefSeq names its product FAD dependent oxidoreductase domain-containing protein. Lineage: Eukaryota; Fungi; Ascomycota; Sordariomycetes; Hypocreales; Ophiocordycipitaceae. The transcript has 4 exons. The record is from RefSeq and is a predicted model, not a curated record. The coding region runs from base 1 to 1098 and encodes 365 amino acids. Gene Ontology annotation, molecular function: FAD binding; D-amino-acid oxidase activity.